AUGGCUGAUGUGAUGCACCGUUCUAUCUGCGCUCAUCAAAUGGCACAACUACACCGCAGGCAGAAGUUCUUCAUCCUGUUCGCCAACUAUCUACCACUCGCGGAUGAUGUUCGUCGUUCGCCUUCACACUGCCCGACAACGAGACUGCUUCACGCCGUUCUUCGCUCACCAUGCUGCUCGCCUACUCGCCCAGCUACGCAGACAACAUCCGCCUGGCUACGCCAACUGCAAGCCUCUGCUGCCAUGUUCGACAACGCCGUGUCUGCUACUGCUGCUCACCACGGUGCUCCAAGGUUGCCGUUUGCGACAACUGACACAUGGCAAUGGAUUCGUGAUGCGACACUCAAGCUGGCGCAAGGAAAGCGACAUGCCGAGCAACUUCGCCGCUUCGCGCGUCUACUUUUGCCGACACCGGAUCUGAGCGGCGCUCUACACCACAAUUCACUGUUCGACAACGUCAUCAUCUACAUGGUCACCUUCCACGAUGUUCACCUGUCGAUCGACACUGCCGCCAACGACCUCUACGAGCCGAAGUACGAGGGCAAGGAGGUCAGCCUGUCGUAUGGCAGCCAGACUUACAUGCUGCAUACUCCGACAGACGAGCCGGACAACAUCGGCAUCCGACCUUCGCGACUCCGCUGCCUGCUCUUUGCUGUGCCGGCCACAACACCUGCUACACAAUCGUGGCGAAUACUUCAACGAGCAGAUGUACAUGCGUCUCCGCCCGCAACAAGCCGAGCGUCAACAGCGACAAUCGCCCCUCACCUCCAUCGCGCUGACUUGAGAUGUGCGACACACAUGCGGAACAACAACGCGUUCACACGCAAGAACUCGUCUCUUGCCGCGCCUUGCCACUGUUUCCGGACAGAGUUGCGCUUCUUCGACAUCACUGUGCCAAAGCCUCCUCUACCGGAUGUCAGCACUCCUGUUGGCCGCUACUCGCAUCACUCGCCGCCUUGCACUGCUGAUGCUCAACACAUUUUCGCGACAUCAAGCCUCUUCGGGGACAACGUCAAGCGGAUCUCUUCUUCUGCUCACCGCGUCGCCUUCAACAUCUUUUUCAGGCGGACGCAAUCGAACAGAGCAAAUGUACCGGGCUUUGCGUCAUACAUUUCGAGACGCUCCCGCAUUCCGACAACAAGCUGGCGC
Messenger RNA from Mesorhabditis spiculigera, 1149 nucleotides. The record is from the annotation of a GenBank genome assembly. NCBI's taxonomy places the organism in Eukaryota, Metazoa, Nematoda, Chromadorea, Rhabditida, Rhabditidae.